Messenger RNA from Dalotia coriaria, 2466 nucleotides. Its product is annotated as nucleolar protein dao-5-like. NCBI's taxonomy places the organism in Eukaryota, Metazoa, Arthropoda, Insecta, Coleoptera, Staphylinidae. Gene Ontology annotation, cellular component: nucleoplasm; nucleolus. The transcript is spliced from 4 exons. The coding region runs from base 82 to 1779 and encodes 565 amino acids. The record is from RefSeq and is a predicted model, not a curated record.
AUUUCGUUUCACGAGGUCUCACUUUCUGUGCGUCCCCUUGAAAAACCGCGUGGUGUAUCUCUCUUUCGUCUCAACCUGAACAUGGCGGACUCACUUGCCAGUGCGGUCGUUUUCGACUUCUUAAACAAAAAAGACAAAUCUGUUGCCACAGUUUUUCAAAACAAAUGCAAACCGCAACAACUUGUUAAAGGGGCGCCUAGCAUUAUCGACUUGGUAAAUCAUUAUCUGAAAAGCGGACAACAUGCGACCAGACUAAAAUCAGUUAGUACUGAAUCUAGUAGUGAGGAUAGCAGUGAUGAGGAAGAAUCACCCCCGCCAAAAAAAGCUGUACCUGUAUCAAAUGGUAAAGCAAAGCCUGCUGCAAAAGCAGCAGAAAGUAGUUCUGAGGAAGACUCCAGUGAAGAGGAGGCCAAACCAGUAAACAACACUGUGAAACCAGUAGCCAAGGUUGCUCCAGCUAAAAAGCAAGAAUCUUCAUCUGAAGAAGAUAGUUCUGAGGAUGAAGAACCCAAGAAAGGUGCUGCUAGUAAACCACCUGCCAAGGCAGUACCUGCUAAAAAUGGAGCUGCAAAAAAAGCAGAAUCAUCUGAAGAGGAUAGCUCUGAUGAAGAAACACCUGCUGUGAAACAGGUACCGGCAAAGACCAUUCCCGCAAAGACCGUCACACCAGCCAAAAAAGCAGAGUCGUCAUCAGAAGAGGACAGCUCUGAAGAUGAGGCACCUAAGAAAACUCCCGCUAAAGCACCAGUUGCAAAGAAAGCAGAGUCCAGUUCCGAAGAAGAUUCGUCUGAAGAAGAAACCAAACCAGUUGCUAAGGCGACAACUAAACCUACAGCACCCGUGAAAGCGGUUGCAAAGAAGGCUGAAUCCAGCUCGGAAGAGGACUCCUCUGAUGAGGAACCAGCCAAGCCAGCAGUGAAAUCACCAGCUGUUGCAAAGCCAGUUGCUAAAAAAGCAGAGUCGUCUUCUGAAGAUUCUUCAGAUGAUGAAGAACCCAAGAAAGCACCUGCAAAACCAGUGCUGAAAGCAGCAGCUGCUAAGAAAGCCGAAUCAAGUUCCGAGGAUUCCGAGGAUGAUUCAGAUGAUGAUAGUGCAAAGAAAACUCCUGCAAAACCAGUUGCAGCUGCUAAACCGGUAGCAAAGAAGGCAGAAUCAUCUUCGGAGGAGGAUAGCGAUGAUGAAGAGCCUCCAGCGAAAAAGGCUGUUGUCACACCACAAAAGAACGGUAUGAAUGUUGAUGACGACGAAGAAGAAGAAAGUAAAACACCUAAACAAGGACAAAAGAGGAAAGCAGGAGAAGAGGGCGAUGAUGAAGUAUUUAACUCUGCCAAAAGAACAACUACGGCAACUUCGUCAAAGAGGGUGAAGGCAAUGAGAACGGUGGAGAUUGGAAGGCCCGCAACAGUUUCGGUCGUGGUGGACGCGGAGGUGGUGAUCGCGGUGGACGUGGAUUUGGUGGUCGGGGUGGACGUGGCGGUUUUGGCGAUAGGGGAGGACGUGGAGGUCGCGGCGGAUUUGGGGAUAGGGGUGGACGCGGAGGGCGAGGUGGAUUUGGCGAUCGUGGUGGACGUGGAGGUUUUGGUGACCGCGGUGGUCGUGGCGGCUUUGGUGAUCGCGGUGGUCGCGGCGGUGGCUUCAGGAAAUCUUUCGAUGGCGGCGAUAAUGGUGGACGUGGGGGAUUCAGAGGGGGUCGCGGCGGUGGAUUCAGAAAUAGUUUCGGCGACAAACCUGCGGAGAAUAAAAAGAUCACGUUCGAUUAAGUCACCAGCACUUGUUUAAGCAAAAUAAGCCAGAUUUUAAAUAUGUAUAUAAAAUAGAGAAAUGCACGUGGUUCUUGGGGAGAUCGAGCUAAUCAAGACUUGAAGCACACGCGGGGUAAGUCCUUCCGCCAUGAGAAGACGAAAAAGAAGCGAGGGUCAUACCGCGGUGGUCCAAUUGACAUGGGUGUCAACUCUAUCAAGUUUGAUGAUUAGCCAGAAAAUUGUCUCGUCAAGAAUUACGCCUCGACUGGAAUCGUUCUUGUUCUACUUUUGCUAUAUUCCUACUUAACGUGUUAAGUAAAGCACUAAUUUGACUUAAGCAUGAUGCUUGAUCGGCAUAUUGAGCCAUUAAUCGAUUAUUAUAAUUUUAUUCAUCCUUGUAUGCAUUACACGAAAUGAUGUGUGGUUCUAGUUAGUACUAUUAUGGAUUUCCAAUUUGUUUUUGUAUUUCGUAUAUCCAUGUAAGAAUUCAUAAUGUUAAGACGUGCCGAAAAUCUGUGAUGUGUACUGAAGGUGGAACGACACAUUGUUAUUAGAAAAUAGAUAUUACAUAAAGUCUCGGAAAUUUCAAUAGAUACGAUGAUUUGUAGAAUGGAGCAUAUUUACCGAUUAUUAUGAUUGAUGUUAAAUAUCUUUUAUGUGAAAUGUUGAUUUAAACGUUUUUAUCUCAACGUUUAUAAAUAAACAUACAGAUAUACAAUGAGAA